UCACUCAACAGAGAGAGAGAGAGAGAGAGAGAGAUCAGAAUAGAGAUCAUAUAGGGUUUUCAGCUAAAGAAAAAGAUCAGAAAAGGAUGGCAAAGGCUCCUUGUUGUGAAAAUAUGGGGCUAAAGAAGGGACCAUGGACUCCUGAAGAAGAUCGGAUACUGAUUUCUUACGUCCAACUAUACGGACAUGGAAAUUGGCGGGCUCUUCCAAAACAAGCAGGUUUACUAAGGUGUGGAAAGAGUUGCAGGCUUCGGUGGAAGAAUUACUUGCGGCCAGACAUAAAACGAGGAAACUUCAGCAAGCAAGAAGAAGAGACCAUCAUCAAGCUUCACCAACUUCUGGGAAACAGGUGGUCCGCCAUUGCAGCAAGACUACCCGGACGAACGGACAACGAGAUAAAGAACUUCUGGAACAGCCAGUUGAAGAAGAGACUUAAGCAAAACCCAGCCACACGGCCAGCCUCCAUUAAACAGAAUAAUGUUGGAACGCCUGUUUGUACACUAAAUACGAGCACUUCUAAUCAUGCUUCUUCCACUUUUCCCCCCCAACAGUCUCAGAAGGUUUUGGGUUUACAAACCGAUUCGACAAAUGAUCCCACAAAGGAGACCAUGAUCAAUAGCAGUCCUUUUAUGAGUGAUGAAAUGGAUUUUUGGUACAAACUCUUCGCCAAGUCGGGGACUCAUUAAACCUUUGUAAACUUAGGAAAUCAUGUUCGAUUUUAUAGUUCGAUUGCAUUGUUCGUACGUUUUUAAUUGUGUUGCGUUUGGUAAUUGGCUGGAUUUUGGGAGGAGGAUUUGUAUUUGUCUUUAAAAGCUAUAUCCUUUAAUUGGA
Juglans regia (Persian walnut) is the source of this 831-nucleotide messenger RNA. Its product is annotated as transcription factor MYB4-like. NCBI's taxonomy places the organism in Eukaryota, Viridiplantae, Streptophyta, Magnoliopsida, Fagales, Juglandaceae. The transcript has 3 exons. The coding region runs from base 87 to 686 and encodes 199 amino acids. The record is from RefSeq and is a predicted model, not a curated record.